Messenger RNA from Xiphophorus maculatus (southern platyfish), 2048 nucleotides. RefSeq names its product transcription intermediary factor 1-alpha-like. Lineage: Eukaryota; Metazoa; Chordata; Actinopteri; Cyprinodontiformes; Poeciliidae. The record is from RefSeq and is a predicted model, not a curated record. The coding region runs from base 190 to 1713 and encodes 507 amino acids. Gene Ontology annotation, molecular function: protein binding. The transcript has 9 exons.
ACUCACUCAUCUUCUCCUGGAUAUCUGAAGCUGACAUCUUGGUUUUACAUUGAUUUAUUUCACACUCAGUUUUCCGUUUAUCUUUUGCCCUGUCCAACACGGAGCUCGCAGAGGAUUUCAAACCGGCAGCGGCUUCUGUGCGUUUCCUCUCCUGUUUGUUCGCCCCCGAGAGGCUCUGAUCUCCGGGCGAUGGCGGCCCUGACAAAGAGAGGCCAUGGCAACUUUCCCCAGAGGAGAGCCGCCCCGUUGCCACGGGGAGUCGGGUGCAGAGAGCCGCCGACACCAGAGACGGGUCCGCGUCUGGCGACAGCGGCGGAGGAACCGGUCCCAGCAAUGGAAAAUUUCACCGUUUCUGGAUUGGGCCAGUCGGAAAACUGGUCCAGGACAGAAAAAAAUCGAGCAUCUUCUUCUGGGGAACUGGAAACUCAGGCUUACAAAAGUGUCAAAGAUUUACUGAAGACGAUGAGGAUUCAUCCAGAAGCCCAGAGGAUUCUGGGUAAUUCCGCAAUUGCUGUUGUAAGUCUGGAGCGCCUGAACUUCCAGCGUGUAUCGUCAUCAUCUCUGCAGCCAGUGGUGUCUCUGGUCCGACUGCCUCUUCAAGCAGAUGUAGUUUCUCUAAACCGUCCUCAACAGAAUGUGUUCAGUCCAACUCAGGAAGACAUUUUGGAAGUCAACGAAGGCCCACCCCAGUCUGAUGAGUGUCAGGUAGAAACCGUGUCCGCAUGCUGGACUGAACCGUACUGCCCUGCAGGUUCACCGUACGGAGAACCAGAGCAAGACUCGGGCUUUGACUGUGAAUCCAACCCUGAUCAGCCUUACAUCCUUCUGGAUUCCGGAUCGGAUGAUGGGAGAAGCGAAACAGAAACCUUCUACUUGGACCCAGACGCGAAGCAAGCUGUGAUGAUGGAACUGGACCCGGAGGCGAACCGGGACCUGUGCCUGCAACUGGAGGACGACCCUGAUGUUAAAUGCGAAGCCGACGUAUUGGAAACGGAGCUCAGUGAAGACGGAGGCACCGACCUGUGUUGCCUGACCAAACCGCAGUCGGAAUCCGGAGCGGGGACUGAACAGACGGAGGAGAGUGAAGAUUUUUGUGCCGUUUGUCUGAACGGCGGAGAGCUGCUGUGCUGUGACCGCUGCCCGAAAGUCUACCACCUGGAUUGUCACGUACCUUCUCUCAUGAGCUUCCCUGUAGGAGACUGGGUGUGUACGCUGUGUAGAACUGACAAGGACCCUGUGGAGAACACACACCCCUGUGAGGCGGUCAGAGUGCCUUACACACUCUCCGACCAGGACCAGAGAAGGUGUGAGAAGCUGUCUCUCAUGCUGUACUGUCACCCCCUCAGCGUUCCCUUCCACGAUCCCGUCAGUCCUCUGGCCCGAAACUACUAUCAGAUCAUCAAGAGGCCCAUUGAUCUGUCAGUGAUCCGAAGGAAACUGGACAAAUGCAACACCCUGCAUUACUUCACAGCAGAGCAGUUUGUCGACGACAUCUUGCUGAUGUUCAAGAACUGCGCUACUUUCAAUUAUCCAGACUCGGAGGUGGCCCAGGCCGGCCGGACCCUGGAGGUGUUUUUCCUCAGCAGCCUGAAGGAGGUUUUCCCAGAGCGGACGUUCCCGUCGGCCAGCCAGGACAGGAUGAACAAAGCUCGCAACCGGUGGCUCAGCAGGAAGAGGAGACAUGUCUUCAGUGGAAGGAAAUUCUACCUAUAGAAUACAUACAUGUCUUCUGUCUUCAUUUAGUUUUCUAACAUAUGUCAGCAAGCUUGAAUAACAACAUAGCUAAAGAUGGAAAAAAAUAUUCACAGAGACUUCUUAUGUUUGGACUGGAAUCACUCAUUUGUCAGCUGUUAUUUAUAGUUUUACAAGAAAAUGUAGUAGACUGUCUUCUCUGCUUAACAGGAAGGUCAGUUUAUGUUACAAAUGAACUAUAUUUUUCUACUUUGGGGGAAAAAUCUGUCCUUUAGACUUUCCAACAAGAUUGGUUCAAUCAGCUGUUAGUCCUGUCUUGAACAACGCCAUGCUUCUCUGUUAUUGUUCACACUUGU